Xiphophorus hellerii (green swordtail) is the source of this 859-nucleotide messenger RNA. It is a transcript of the gene pebp1, whose product is annotated as phosphatidylethanolamine binding protein 1. NCBI's taxonomy places the organism in Eukaryota, Metazoa, Chordata, Actinopteri, Cyprinodontiformes, Poeciliidae. The coding region runs from base 88 to 651 and encodes 187 amino acids. Gene Ontology annotation, biological process: negative regulation of MAPK cascade. The record is from RefSeq and is a predicted model, not a curated record. The transcript has 4 exons.
CUGGUGGUCCGUGAAUGCAGCACCCCUGGUAGUUUCUGCAGCAGCGGUCCAGUCAGCGCGGUCUGAAAACAGAAUAUUACAGGGAAAAUGCCCGUGGAUCUGAGCCAGUGGUCCGGGUCUCUCGCCUUGCAGGAGGUGGAGGAAAAGCCAGCGAAGCCUUUGAUUGUUAAAUAUGGCUCUCUGGAGAUCGACGAGCUCGGCAAAGUUCUCACUCCAACGCAGGUGCAGAGUCGACCCACCUCUAUUGAGUGGGAAGGAUGUGACCCCAGUAAACUGUAUACUUUGGCCCUAACUGAUCCAGAUGCUCCCAGCAGGAAAACCCCCAAAUUUAGAGAGUGGCACCACUUUCUGGUGGUCAACAUGAAGGGGAAUGAUGUGUCCUCUGGCUGUGUCAUGUCUGACUAUGUGGGCUCUGGUCCUCCCAAGGGCACAGGUCUGCACAGGUAUGUGUGGCUGGUGUAUGAGCAGCCGGGCAGCCUGUCGUGCUCCGAGGCCGUCCUUACCAAUCGUUCUGGAGACGGCCGCGGCAAAUUCAAGCUGCAAACUUUUAGAAAGAAGUACAAGCUGGGAGCCCCGGUGGCGGGUACCUGCUACCAGGCAGAGUGGGACAGUUAUGUGCCUAAACUUUACGAGCAGCUGGCUGGAAAAUAAAUAAGCAAGCAAAGACGCCAAGCAAGUGUGUUUAGUAGUAGAAAAAUCCCAUGGUGUUCCUCCACUGGAAAUGCUCUAUUCAUUUAAGAGAGAAAGCACAGUUUUGUGCCACAGUAACAUGUUUUUUUUAUUUGUCGCUGUUACAAGAAUGACUACUUCUCAAAAUGAAAUGACCUGUUCUCACCUGCAAUAAACCGUUGAAUCAGCA